GUGCCUGUGAGAUCGUGCGAUACAGUCGUAACCUAACGCUGCUGUACACGUAAAGCCCCUAUCAACCGAGUCUUUAAAGCAGUUUACCGCAUUCGUGCAACAAAGUACUCGUUAAUUGUAACCGCGGAUAAAGUGAUCGACAAUGAAGAUGCGGGUUAUUUUACUUAUUGCUUUCCUCUUUGGACUGUUGACAAUAAUCACUGCAGUGAAAUUAGACGAAACUGAAGAUGCCGAAGAGACGCUAGAGGAUUUGGAAGAGGAGAUCUUCGAAGAGGUUGUAGCCAGGGAGACGGGCCGUGUUGACCGCACGUUCACGCCGAAAAAGUGCUGCAAAAUCGGCCGCCGGGUAGCGACGAAAUCACUUUACUGUAACAUUGACUUGUACCAAGUUGAAAAAAAGAACAACAUGGCUCACCGAAGGAAGAUGAAGUUCCACGGACCCGUGCCCGAGGGAGAUUCUUCCUACAAGAACCUGAUGGUGAAGGUGGAGAAAUGCUACCCAAGCAAAUCCACGCGAUCAAUGUUCACCAAAUGUUGCGAGUAUCAAUCACGCAUCAUGCGGGACCUCGAAGAUUGCCGAAAGAUAACGGAUUCUGUCGAGCGCCGCCGCUGCCGAAAGCAGGUUAAUGGAAGAGCGUGAGAAGAUCACGUGUUUGCCAUGUGACAAUAUUAACUUUGCUCUGAUACGAUGGACAGAGUAUGACACUGCAGCUCACAGAGUUCGGCCGGCACAACGACACAAGUAUGACAAGUUCGUCACGGCCGUCACUCAGUCACGCCACGGCGUGUCGAUGUUGUCGUGAUUUGAAGACACUAUUAGCACAAUUGAGUUGAAAAUUGUAUUUUACUAUCACGACUGAGCUCUUCUUUGGGUUCCUGUUUACUAAUAGACUCUUAAAAAAAACUUUGUUGAUAAUUAUGAGAAAUAUCAUCAUGAUGUUUAAUUUCCCCCACCCGAGAGUAUUCGUAAAUAAUUUGAAUAUCUAGCCGUAUACUAGUGGUUCUAUAGUUGUCUACACAUUAUGUCAUAUAGAACGGUCCACCUCCCCGACAAAUUAGUUUUUAUUAAACCCCGUUUCCAUAGCAACGCCUUAUGAAACUCAGCACACUUUUUUUCCAGAGUCGGAGUGUCACUCGAUAUACGCUCGAUGUCGCCGCACCCGUAACCCGUGACAACCGACGAAAAAGUCUGUGCCUCGUAUAAAACUUGUAUUGAUAUUUUUUUUUAUUUCAUGAAAACAUUUUAAUAUAUAUAAAUGCUAAGUUUGUUGAUGUUUUUUUUUUAAAAAAAUGGUGGUACACUGCCAUAGUUUAAUAAAAAAAAAAGAAUAAAAAAACAGUGAGGAUAAACAAUCUAAGUAAUCAUUACUUGGUACUGUAUGUUAAUUUCUAAAUUACCCAUGACCACCAAGUACAUUAGAUCGUAGAAUCUUGUUGCUACGCAAAAAAUACAUGAAAAAAACACGUACGAUGAAUGCCAUCGUUAAGACUGACGUCAUUUUUCGCAACAAAGCCGGGAAUCGAACGGUCUUUGCUAUUUAUUGUUACCCAGGUAUUGUUCGGAAUCCCUUUAUCGUAGUUGAAAACUCCAAACUCACUGAAGCGAGCAUGGUCACGUAUAAGACCCCCUGUGCAGUUUGAGGUUUUCUCUUUGAUACUGUGAUCCUCUCUGACAACUUUUCUUGGCACGACCAAGCUUGCUCCACCAUUGUUGUAGCCAGUUUCAAACUAAAUUAUCGCUGCUCACUUGUUUUUAACUUAAUAUAGAAAGUUUACAUUUCUAUGAAUAUAUUUGUACAAAAAACAAUAAUUGUUCUAUUCAUUAAAACUUUGUUUAAAACAAA
Molecule: messenger RNA, 1844 nt
Organism: Saccoglossus kowalevskii
Lineage: Eukaryota; Metazoa; Hemichordata; Enteropneusta; Harrimaniidae
Source: RefSeq, a predicted model, not a curated record